UGUGUCAGGUCUCCGGAGGUCAGGCUACAGCGCCUUUUGUGUGUGUUUGUGUUUCUCCCCCCACCCUUUCUCUCCCCGUCUCUCUGUCUGUUUCUCUCUCUCUCCAUGUGUAUUUUGUCUCCUCCUCCUCCUAUGCGUGUGUCUUUCUUUGCAUCUCCACUCUUCUCCCUCCCCUCCUUUGGAUCGAUCAUUAGCCAAGGGACCUCCAAAAGGUCCAGGCACUUUGCGGGAUUGUCCUUGUUCCUCCCGCAUUUGCCGAGUCAAGGGUAUCUCUUCCCAGGCUUGGAGAGAUGCUGUUACUCCUGGUGAUGUGAUUGCAUAGCAACCCGGCAGCACGGGGCGGUGGAGGAGGAGAGACAGUGAGAGCGUGCACCCGGCAGCGCUGAGCCUCAGCAUGCAUCCCUGUCACAGGGACUUCUUUGCUGAUUCACAGAGGCAGCCCCAGUCCCUGCUCCCGAAGCCCGGCCGCUGCCUGCGUUUCAGACCUGGCGGGAUCGGAAGGUGCCUGUGCCCAGAGUCGUCUCCAUCCCCAUGAACAUCGGUUCUGAUGCAGCCCCUGGUCAUGCAGGAAUGGCCCUAUGUCCUCCCGCGGUGUCCUGAGUGGCAUGUUGCAGACCAGGCGCAGCACAGCAGCACUGCCCACCCGCUGUCUCAGAGCCUCUCAGGAUGGCGCAGGACCUUCGUGCCUGACCCCCCAGGCUCCUAGCAGUGCUGCCGGGCCCCAGGCCCCCCUGGAGAUGAAUCUUUGUUGGAAUGAGAUCAAAAAGAAAUCCCACAGCCUUCGGGCUCGGCUGGAGGCCUUUUCCGACCACAGUGGGAAGCUGCAGGUGCCUCUUCAGGAGAUCAUAGAUUGGCUUGGGCAGAAGGAUGAGGAGCUCUCGGCACAGCUACCGCUCCGGGGAGAUGUCCUCCUGGUGCAGCAGGAAAAAGAGACGCACGCGGCUUUCAUGGAAGAAGUGAAGUCUCGGGGGCCAUACAUCUACUCUGUCCUGGAGUCAGCACAAGCUUUCCUUUCCCAGCAUCCAUUUGAGGAAUUAGAAGAACCAGCUUCAGAAAGCAAAGAUGUCUCUCCCCGGCACCGGAUCCAGAACAUCAGCCGCUUUGUGUGGAAGCAGGCGAAUGUGGCCAGUGAGCUAUGGGAGAAGCUCACAGCCCGGUGUGUGGACCAGCACCGUCACAUUGAACGGACGCUGGAACAGCUGCUGGAGAUUAAAGGGGCCAUGGAGGAGCUCAGCUCAACGCUGGACCAGGCUGAAAGUGUGCGUGAAACCUGGGAACCCAUUGGGGACCUCUUCAUUGACUCCCUACUGGAACACAUCCAGUCAACCAAGCUGUUCAAAGAGGAGCUCUCUCCCAUGAAGGAUGGGGUGAAAGUGGUCAAUGACCUUGCGCACCAGCUCGCCAUCUCAGAUGUCCACCUGUCCAUGGAAAACUCCCGCACCCUGGAGCAGAUCAACACGCGGUGGAAACAGCUGCAGGCCUCCAUAAAUGAACGCCUGAAGCAGCUCCAAGAUGCCCACCGGGACUUUGGACCAGGCUCCCAGCACUUCCUCUCCUCCUCUGUUCAAGUCCCUUGGGAGCGAGCCAUUUCCCCCAACAAAGUGCCAUACUACAUCAACCACCAGGCCCAGACAACAUGCUGGGACCACCCGAAGAUGACAGAGUUAUACCAAACGCUGGCGGAUUUGAACAACAUCAAGUUCUCGGCAUAUCGGACAGCCAUGAAACUGCGACGGCUGCAGAAAGCCCUGCGAUUGGACAUGGUGACCCUGGCCACAGCCCUGGAAAUCUUCAAUGAGCAUGACCUGCAACCCAGCGACCGGGCGAUGGAUGUGGUGGAAGUCAUCCACUGCCUGACUGCUCUCUAUGAGAGGCUGGAGGAGGAGCGGGGCAUCCUGGUCAACGUGCCUCUCUGCGUGGACAUGAGUCUUAACUGGCUGCUGAACGUCUUUGACAGUGGCCGCAGUGGGAAGAUGAGGGCCCUCUCCUUCAAGACUGGCAUUGCAUGUCUGUGCGGGACGGAGGUCAAGGAGAAGUUUCAGUAUCUCUUCAGCCAAGUGGCAAACCCUGGGGGACUGUGUGACCAGCGGCACCUCGGCGUCCUGCUCCAUGAGGCCAUCCAGGUGCCACGCCAGCUGGGGGAGGUGGCGGCGUUUGGGGGCAGCAACGUGGAGCCCAGCAUCCGCAGCUGCUUCCGCUUCAGCAACGGGAAGCCUGCCAUCGAGGCAUCCCAGUUCCUGGAGUGGGCCAACCUGGAGCCGCAGUCCAUGGUGUGGCUGGCUGUGCUGCACCGGGUGACCAUGGCGGAGCAGGUGAAGCACCAGACCAAGUGCUCUGUCUGCCGGCAGUGCCCCAUCAAGGGCUUCAGGUAUCGGAGCCUGAAGCAGUUCAACGUGGAUAUCUGCCAAACCUGCUUCCUCACAGGGCGAGCCAGCAAGGGCAACAAGCUGCACUACCCCAUCAUGGAGUACUACACCACAACCACAUCCAGUGAGAACAUGAGGGACUUUGCCACAACACUGAAGAACAAGUUUCGAUCCAAGCAGUACUUCAGCAAGCACCCACAGAGAGGGUACCUGCCCGUCCAGUCUGUGCUUGAGGCCGACUUCUCUGAGACACCAGCCUCAUCCCCGAUGCUACCACACGCCGACACCCACUCCCGGAUUGAGCACUUUGCGAGCAGGCUUGCAGAGAUGGAAAGCCAGAACUGUUCCUUCUUUAAUGACAGCCUGUCCCCUGACGAUAGCCUGGAUGAGGACCAGUACCUGCUGCGCCAUUCCAGCCCCAUCACCGACAGAGAGCCUGGGAGCAGCCAGCAGGCCCCGGGUGGCCUCAACACGGAAGACAAAGGGGAGCUGGAGCGAAUCCUGGCCCACUUAGAGGAUGAAAACAGGAUUCUCCAGGGAGAGCUGAGACGUUUGAAAUGGCAGCAUGAUGAGGCUGUGGAGUCUCCAACCUUGGCUGCGGGCUCCCCUGAAUCGGCACAAGACCCACGUAACGAUGAGCUCCUCGCGGAAGCGCGAAUUCUUCGGCAGCACAAGAGCCGUCUGGAGACCCGCAUGCAAAUUCUGGAGGACCACAACAAGCAGCUGGAGUCCCAGCUGCACCGGCUGAGAGAGCUGCUGCUGCAGCCUCCAACAGAAUCAGAUGGCAAUGGUUCGGCAGCUUCUUCCUUGGCUUCAUCCCCCCACCAGUCCGAGGGCAGCCAGGUGAAGGAGCAGGAGCACAACACCCCUGACACUGAAGCUGCAGAUGAGGUGGAGGCCAAAACACAGGAUGUCAGCGUGUGCCUGGAGGACAUCAUGGAGAAGCUGCGGAGCGCCUUCCCCAACUCUCGAGCACCUGCAGCCCAGAGCUACGUUGUCACCACGCCGCUGGGACCGGCAUGCAGCCUGGGUGCGGAGAGGAUGGGGGGUUCCCACCUGCAAGAAGAUCAGAGCUGCUGAGGGUGCUGACCAACUGGAUGCUACCGGGCGAGUUGCAAGGCAGACUCCCACCCUGCUCGGGGCCCUGCAUCCCCACGGGCUCCUCCCCGCGAAGACAGGCAGACCUGACGGCGUUGAGUUUGCAGGGAUCACCUCAAACCACCUCCCUGUUUUGUCCCUGCCCGGACCCCCCUCCUGCAGGAAAGAUGAAGGCACCGGUUACCUGGCAAAACUGAAGAAAUGGCGCAAGCUCUCCUAGCUGCUCAUGGAUGGCUCUUCCCAGCAGAAGUGUGACCAGGGGACACUCCUGUGAACAGCCCCCUGCUUCCUGCGUGGGGUUUGGUGUUGCACCAGUGGCCCCCACUGUCAUUUUCUGCCUGGCCCUUUUGUCAGCCCGGGGCAGAGCUCUGCAGCUCCCUGCUUGACACCCUCCCUUGCCCAGGCUGCCUGUGCGCACGCAGGAGGGAGACGCUGCUUGGUACCAGCACUAACGCGGUGGCAAAGCUUCCUCCGCCUAUACCUCCUCGCCCGCUUUCUGCCAUCCCUUAACGUGCCUGUUCUAACCAGGCGGCUCCAGGUGUCAUUCUCCUGACCUCUCCAUUUCUCUUUCAGGUAUGACCUCCCUUAUCUAACACCUUCUGUGAGCCAGAAGCUUUCUCUAACCAGCUACCUGGCUGCUUUCCUCCCCUUCCUCUUACCUGCCACGCUCCCCUUGCGGCAGGCCUAGCCUGGACUCCCUCGGGAGCGCCCUGGGCUGGUUGCGCACGAUACUUGCCAGCUCCAGAAGAUCUCAGGGGAACAUAGGCCACGUGGGAGCGGGAUUGUGGGCUCCUCUGGGGUCUGGCUCAGUCGCUCAGCCAUAGCAUCCAGGCUUGGACUCACCACACUGCACAGAAAGGUUGAGAAGAAAGAGUUGAAGCCGUGAGAGCUACGCGUGUGUCUCAGCACUCAUGGGCUGCUGCCUUUGGCCGCAGCCCUUGGAGGAUGCAGAUCUUGGCAUCCUGCUCCUCUCUGGUUCUGCCCGGUGCCACCCAGGUUCAUGGGCACCGUGAUGCUCCUGCAGCCACCAAACAGCCACCCAGUCUUUAAACUCUUUUACAGCAUCCAGCUGCCAGCUUUACGGACCGAACUCACCUCUGCUCAGGGCUUCACGGCCGCCUGGGCACGUACCGUCCGGUGGGGGAGUUUGCGAGGGUUACGGGGUAGGGAGGAGUCCAUGCUAGAGCUUCAGCCCAGCUAGUAGCCUUAUCUCGAGAGGAGCUUUGUAACGGAGCCUUAUCAUUUAAUUUGCAUAUAUUUCUAUAUAAUAUAUAUAUUCUGUACUUAAAUAUUCUCAUGGACUCACUCCAUUAAAUUCUAAUACCUUGUUAA
Molecule: messenger RNA, 4796 nt
Organism: Dromaius novaehollandiae (emu)
Lineage: Eukaryota; Metazoa; Chordata; Aves; Casuariiformes; Dromaiidae
Gene: DRP2
Product: dystrophin related protein 2
Exons: 24
Coding region: 579-3446 (955 amino acids)
Biological process (GO): synaptic signaling
Cellular component (GO): plasma membrane
Molecular function (GO): protein binding; zinc ion binding
Source: RefSeq, a predicted model, not a curated record